AUGUCGAAAACCGCGCGCGGCGCCGACGCGUCCAAGCCAGAUGGCGGUGCGUCUCUCUCCAAAACCCUCUACAACUUGUCUUUACAGCAGUCACAAACCCCACGUUUCCUCGCUGACGAUGCAUCAGACUCUUGCCCCGUAUGCAGGUCGUCGCGCUUCCUCAACUCCAACAUGCAGUUCAAGAUCAACCCGAUAUGCUACCACAAAAUGUGCGAUACCUGCGUGGAUCGGCUCUUUGGCAAGGGCAACAGUAUAUGUCCUGUUGCUGGAUGCGCAAAGACGCUGGCUUAUCGGAACUUUCGGAGGGCGACGUUUGAGGAUCUGAAGGUUGAGCGGGAGGUGGAUCUGAGGAAGAAGGUCAUGAAGAUCAUGAACAAAACAGAAGACGACUUCGAGUCCCUCCGCGACUACAACGAUUACCUCGAGCAAGUCGAAGAAAUCAACUGGAACCUCAUCCUCAACAUCGACGUAGACGCAACCUGGGCGAAACUAAAGAAAUUCGAAGCCCUCCAAAAAGCCGAAACAGAAGCCGCCGCCCGCAACAAGAGCACCGGCAUCAAAGACGACGUAGACCCGGGUUUCGCAAUCCGCGGACUGAAGAAGCGCGUCGCGCCACCCGUCGAAGCACCUUUCGACCCAUUCGGCGGCUACACCAUCGCGCCACAAUACUACGUCCUCCAGGACAGCUACGAGGUGGACUGGUACGCGCGUAUGAAGCGAGAUCCGGCACAUCUGGUGGGAGGACACAGCUUGCAAGACUACUGCAGUCGGACACUACGCGAAGCAUUCGGUGGCCUGGGCGUCUUUGUCGAAGACGAGAUUCCCGCGCGGGAAGCCCCGUCCAUGUCCAUGGACGCGGAUGUUGGUACUGAGCAUGCCGCGACGGCAGCCAUGAGCAGAGAUGUCAUCAUGGACGACGUUUUCUAG
Messenger RNA from Alternaria incomplexa, 927 nucleotides. RefSeq lists its product as uncharacterized. Gene Ontology annotation, cellular component: transcription factor TFIIH holo complex. The transcript has 2 exons. The record is from RefSeq and is a predicted model, not a curated record. Gene Ontology annotation, biological process: regulation of cyclin-dependent protein serine/threonine kinase activity; regulation of transcription by RNA polymerase II; DNA repair. The coding region runs from base 1 to 927 and encodes 308 amino acids. Lineage: Eukaryota; Fungi; Ascomycota; Dothideomycetes; Pleosporales; Pleosporaceae.